Messenger RNA from Silurus meridionalis, 1820 nucleotides. RefSeq names its product v-ral simian leukemia viral oncogene homolog Bb (ras related) (gene ralbb). The transcript is spliced from 5 exons. The record is from RefSeq and is a predicted model, not a curated record. Gene Ontology annotation, cellular component: plasma membrane. Gene Ontology annotation, biological process: Ras protein signal transduction. NCBI's taxonomy places the organism in Eukaryota, Metazoa, Chordata, Actinopteri, Siluriformes, Siluridae. The coding region runs from base 161 to 781 and encodes 206 amino acids. Gene Ontology annotation, molecular function: GTPase activity; GDP binding; GTP binding.
GCAGUUUAGUGACAUCAUAUCCCUAUAAUGUGCGCCAUUGCAUUUCCGGUCGCUGGAACGACGGAAGAGCAGCAGUUUGGGAACAGCGGACGCGCCUCUUUGGAGACUUACUGCCUGCUGUAACCAAAACUGUGACUAAAGUCAUUAAAGCAGAACACCCAUGGCAGCCAACAAGAGCAAGGGUCAGAGCUCUCUGGUUCUGCACAAGGUGAUCAUGGUGGGAAGCGGAGGUGUGGGCAAAUCGGCACUCACGCUGCAGUUCAUGUAUGAUGAGUUUGUUGAAGACUAUGAGCCCACUAAAGCAGACAGCUACAGAAAGAAGGUAGUGCUGGAUGGAGAGGAGGUUCAGAUUGACAUACUGGACACAGCAGGACAGGAGGACUAUGCAGCCAUAAGGGAUAAUUACUUCCGUAGCGGAGAAGGCUUCCUGCUAGUGUUCUCCAUCACAGAGCAGGAGUCAUUCAGUGCCACCUCGGAGUUCAGGGAGCAGAUCCUACGUGUAAAAGCAGAGGAGGAUAAGAUUCCUCUGUUGUUAGUUGGAAAUAAAUCUGAUUUGGCAGACAAGAGGCACGUUUCUGUGACUGGGGCCCGGGAAAAAGCAGAUGAAUGGGGAGUGCAGUAUGUGGAAACCUCAGCGAAAACGCGUGCCAACGUUGAUAAGGUAUUUUUUGAUUUAAUGAGAGAGGUGCGUGCUAAAAAGAUGGCAGAGAACAAGGACAAAAAUGGAAAGAAAAGCGGCAAGAAGAAAAAAAGCCUGAAAGAGCGCUGCACAUUGCUCUGAGUCAGAAGAAGGGUUUACAGCAAACCUUUCUCAACACAAAACCUUUCUGGUGGACACAGAAAAUGUUGUGGUCAACGUUGCCAAAACCAGACAAAAAAAAAAAAAACUGUGAACGGAUGCCGUUGUUCUCUCUCGCUGUAUCCAUCGAGGUUUAUGCAACUGUCAUCCAUUAUGUUUUUCUUAUUAGAAUUCUUUUCUUCUGCUAUCAAACAAAUAAUCCCCAACAUAAAGAACAUCCAUGUGGUUAUUUUGCCAUAUUAUAUACUUGCUCUCUCAGGCGUCUUAAAUUUGGCAAACUGUCACUGGUUUAUGACAGUGUCUCCUGCUAAUAUAUGAUUCACACAUACAUCAAAUGUAUACAAUAAUGUUUGUAGAAUACGCAAAUGUUUAUAAUUGGUGUUAAUAUUUACCACUACUGCAUUUCAUAUUAUUGGCUUGAUAGUUUACACACCACCGGCACUAUUUAAAAAAAUGAACUAUGAAAUGAACUCGUUUUAAAUCGAACCACACACAGAUUAGGAACAAUGUAUAUUAUGUUAGAUAAAUCUAAUCAAUAUGUUUUUAGGCAAGUCUUUGCUGGUUAAUGUAGCACCUUUAAGGAAAACGAACUGAUUCUGAUUUCUUAAGAUCCUACAGCACAGAGAUUAUUAUAAAAAUGUAGAAAGGACUGUUUAAUAUUUUGAACAUUCUGUAAUGAUAAGCUGUUGAGAAUGCAGUGCUGUGGGGUGUUAAGCAAGAUGAUCUGUUUAUCUAAAUAAUGAGUCAAAUAUAAAGAACAAUACUAAUGGGUAUAUACACAAAGUUGGUGUAUUAUACAGCCAUCUGCAGAAUGCCAUUUGUUGUAAUAUUGUAAUUUGUUGUGACAAUGUUUUAAAACACUUCACUAUGCAAAGGCUAUCACACAUAUUGCAUUUAUUUGAACUUCACAAGCUUUAAUGAGAACCAUAUUUUUGUAAUUAAGCCACUUUUUGUAUGAAAUUACUUUUUACUGAUUCACUGUAUGUUAAUAACAGACCAAAUAAACUCUAUUUGUGUAGUA